This is a messenger RNA of Clupea harengus (Atlantic herring), 2400 nucleotides long. It is a transcript of the gene pde9ab, whose product is annotated as phosphodiesterase 9ab. NCBI's taxonomy places the organism in Eukaryota, Metazoa, Chordata, Actinopteri, Clupeiformes, Clupeidae. Gene Ontology annotation, molecular function: 3',5'-cyclic-nucleotide phosphodiesterase activity. The record is from RefSeq and is a predicted model, not a curated record. Gene Ontology annotation, biological process: signal transduction.
GCUCAUAUUUAAGGAUCUUGCAGUGAUGUGUAACUCACCUUUACUUAGUCACUUGCUGCACAUAAUUUCCCAUCAAUGCUAAAGAUGUAUGCAGGGACAUUGCUGUGAGUUGCUAGUGCGCUGACACACACUUUAGCUGGUGAAUAACUGUCACUGAAAAACACCACCAUGGGAGCAGCUUCUUCAUCCUAUCAUCCACGAACUCUCUACCUCAGUGUAGAUGGGAAAAUGCAGAAGGUGAUUUUUAGUCAACACUGCAGCCAGUAUGACAUCAGAGAACUCCUGUGUUCUUCAUCAAACAUUCCAAGGAACACGGCUAUAUCACUAGUUGAUUCAGAAGGAGCCAUGGUUCCUAUAUACCCCGCCAUGCCUACUAACACUCCCAAUUGUUUAUAUAAAGUAGUGCCUCAGUCAGCGGGCCAAGCGGGAGACAAAGAAGAUAUGUUUCAGAAUGUUCUGACUCAGGUGGCAGAUCAGUUCAGCAGGGCCUUUAGGAUCAAUGAACUGAAAACAGAGGUCACAAACAGAAUGGCCAUGCUCGAGAAGCGAGUUGAGUUGGAGGGUCUAAAGGUGCUUGAGAUUGAGAAAUGCAAGAAUGACCUCAGGAGGCUACGAGAUGAAAUGACCUCAAGGGGAGGAGGAAGAAUGAAUUGUGCCUGUAAAUACAACUUCUCUGAUGACGGCAAAAAACUGUCUCCCAGGCGUGAUGUUCCAAGCUAUCCGAAGUACACUCUAUCCCAAGAGACAAUUGAGGCUCUGAAGAAACCCACAUUUGAUGUCUGGCAUUGGGAGCAUAAUGAGAUGCUAAGCUGCCUAGAAUACAUGUACCAUGACCUGGGACUGGUGAAGGAGUUUAGCAUCAAUCCAAUCACACUGAAAAGAUGGCUGUUGAAUAUUCAGGAGAAUUAUCGUGAAAAUCCCUUCCAUAACUUCCGCCAUUGUUUCUGUGUUAGCCAGAUAAUGUAUGGAAUGAUUAAUCUCUGUAACCUUCAGGAAAAACUCAGCAUGACAGACAUUAGCAUCCUCAUGACAGCAGCAGUCUGCCAUGACCUGGACCACCCCGGAUACAACAACACAUAUCAGAUUAAUGCACGCACUGAGCUGGCGGUGCGAUACAACGACAUCUCUCCCCUGGAGAAUCACCAUUGCGCCGUGGCCUUCCAGAUACUCUCACAGCCUGAGUGCAACAUCUUUGCCAACAUCGAGCCAGAGGUUUUCAAACAGAUUCGACAGGCUAUAAUUACACUCAUACUGGCUACUGAUAUGGCGAGGCAUGGGGAAAUACUGGAUUUGUUUAAAAACAAAGUGGAUAACUUUGAUUUCACCAAUGAGGAGCAUAUUAAAUGUCUAAAGAUGGUUUUGAUAAAGUGCUGUGACAUCUCCAAUGAAGUAAGGCCAACUGAAGUAGCCGAACCAUGGGUGGACUAUUUGCUGGAAGAAUACUUUAUGCAGAGUGACAGGGAAAAAUCUGAAGGGCUUCCCGUCGCUCCCUUCAUGGAUCGUGACAAAGUGACCAAACCCACAGCACAGAUUGGUUUCAUCAAGUUUGUGUUGAUACCCAUGUUCGAGACAGUCAUGAAGCUCUUUCCUCAGAUUGAGGAAAUGAUGGUGCAGCCUCUACGGGACUCCCGUGACCACUAUGAAGAACUGAAACAACAGAACGAUGAUGCCAUGACUGAGGCACAAGUGAAAAAGACAGACAGCAUGCCCUUGGGAGGAAAGAAGAAAUAAACCAACUUCAUUUUGCUUGUGUGGACGCUGCGCUUCGCUGAGGAUCCAGACUACAGCAGUGACUGGCCUGUCCACGUCGGCCUUGGCCACUGAGACCUCCCUUGCAAAAUGGACAAGUGUCCUAUGAAUUGUUCACACAACCCUAUUCUAUUCAGUAGUGGCCUUUCAGUUGUCUAAAGGCUCAAUUGUAGCAGUUACACCUUCAUUUAAUGUAGUAACGUCUUUCUUUGUUUUCCUCACCACCUUAAAACUUCUUUGUGCAGAAAGCAUUCAGUGGUUGUUGAGAGAGAAAUCACAUGCAUGAUUUUGAGGGAUUUUAUGGAAGUGAUAUUGUAUUUUAUUGAAUCUUGUAUAGAUGUUAGACUGUGUGACUGUGAUGUUGAUUUUGUUUAGCUGCGUUUUAAAUAUUUGUAAUUUACACAUUCAUUGGACAACAGAUGGAGUUUCAGAGGAGAUUUUACAUAAACUAUUGCUCAGUUAAACACCUACAUCAACAUACAUCUAUACAUACUCUGUAAUACCUGAUGAAAUCUUUGAGAUCCUUGUACCAUGUCAAUUUUAUAUAUAUACUUACAUAUUGUCAUAGUAUGGUGUAGAUACACGAUUGUCUUCUGCUAAAAAUCAUGGCAUUAAUGCCUGAAUGUCAAUAAAGACAUUUUAAACUCUGAA